UUUACAAAUAUAAAUAAUAUUGUAUGUAAGUUAUAAUAGUAUAAAAUAUUAAUAACAAAAAUAUCAGAAAGUCAUGACAUUAAAACAGUUUUUAAUUAUAUUUGUAUCAAUUAAUGCUUGUUUUUCAAGAAGAAUAGAUUUUCUAAACCAUUUAGAGGAAAAUAUAAUUGUAUCAAUUACUGGAAGAGAUGAUUUUUUGUUAGAAAACAAUGGAUUUUUUAAAUCCAUUGAAGUGCCAAAAGGCAAUAGAACAAUUUAUGCUAAGUAUGCAUAUUGUAAAAUUAACGAUUGUGAUGAAUAUGUCACUAAAGCCCAGUUUAAAAUAGGAUAUAUAGCCAAAAAUUUGGAUUUAAAGUAUAUCGAUCUGAGAAGUGGAUAUAAUUUUUAUAUGGAGGUUAAAUCUUCUUCAGAAGACUGCGAAACUUCAAAAACUUGCAGGGAAAUGUUGACCGUGUGUCCUAAAUCCACAAUGGUUUUAGCAGACAAAAAUUUAGUGGCAUGCAAAAAUACGAAAGAAAGUUAUAUAAAAUUUUUGGAGUGCGAUACAGCUGUCACAUCUGACAUGAACGUAGUUGGGAACACCCAAACAUGUGUUAAUGUGCAAUAUUAUACAAUUACCUUUGGUAAAAAACAAAUUUAAAAUUUGACAAUAAUAAAUAAAUUAAUUAAUUACCUACACUGAGAG
Molecule: messenger RNA, 685 nt
Organism: Brassicogethes aeneus
Lineage: Eukaryota; Metazoa; Arthropoda; Insecta; Coleoptera; Nitidulidae
Source: the annotation of a GenBank genome assembly